Messenger RNA from Magallana angulata, 4590 nucleotides. RefSeq names its product trichohyalin-like. Gene Ontology annotation, biological process: regulation of transcription by RNA polymerase II; regulation of mRNA processing. Lineage: Eukaryota; Metazoa; Mollusca; Bivalvia; Ostreida; Ostreidae. Bases 168 to 4427 code for a protein of 1419 amino acids. Gene Ontology annotation, cellular component: nucleus. The transcript is spliced from 18 exons. The record is from RefSeq and is a predicted model, not a curated record. Gene Ontology annotation, molecular function: sequence-specific DNA binding; RNA binding.
UCAAAAUGGCGGAGAUAUGACGUCAGUGAUAGAAUCCGCUAAGUAUCGUUUACUGUCAAAUGUGCCAAUUUUGGUAUAUUUUUUCCAGUCUUAAAGUAUUGCUGCAUAAAUUUUGAUCGUUAUUCAACCUUCCACCAUAUUGGAAUUGGGUGGAAGAAAUAGAAAAAAUGGAUAAACCCGAGGAUCUUCUCCUCCUUGAUGUCAUUGAGGUGGAUGAUGAGGAGAGUUACAGUGAUUUGAUCGGUGGGGAAGAUGGACUGGAGACGGAAGAUAUCACAGAGAGUGAAUAUUUUGAGGAAGAAAGUGAAGUAGUGACGGAGGAAUCACAAGAAGGUGUGGGGGAGUCCUUGGAUGUGUAUGUAGAUGACACACAGGAUGACCUUGAUGCAGAUAUAAAGGACAGAGAAAAAUCUGUAAACAGCAACACUGAAGAAGUUCAGUCCAGCAACAAGGCAGAGAAUUCUAGCCAGAGAUCCAGCAGCAGUGUCAAGAGAUUGAACGAUGACAGAAAAACCUCAGUGAAACUCAAGUCCAGCAUAGUUAGUGUUGAGAGGCUCAAAAGCAGCACUGGGAAGAAGCCUGGGAGUAAUAGUGGGCAGAGAUCCAGCGGCAGUGGGCAAAAAAUAAGCAGUGAUGUUGAUCACAAACCCGAAAAACCAAGCACCAGUGGGCUAAAACCAAGCAGCAAAAACCUGCCAAAGUCUAACAGCAGCAGCAACAAAGUUCAGAAAUCAAGCAGCAGUAGCAAAGAUGGGCAGAAAACUGAAUCCGGCAAUAUGCAGAAAGCAAGAAGUUCUGGGCAAAAAUCAUGCAGUAGCAGUGGGCAGAAGUCCAGUGAUGGUAGUGUGCAGAAAUCUAGUGGUGGCAGUGGAUCAAGAUCAAGCAAUGGUAAUGGGCAGAAGUCAGGUGGUGGCAGUGGAGGCAAUGGGCAGAAGUCCAGCAGUGGCAGUAGACACAAAAGUAGUGGUGGCAGUGGACAGCGGACAAGUUUAGGAAGUGGACAGAAGUCAAACAGCAGGCAGAGACAAAGAAGUGGGCAUAGUGAAGAAAGGGAAGAAAAAGUGGACAGCAAAGUUUCCAUGAACAGUUCUGCAUCAGAGGAUAAUAGUGGGGCGGUUCCAGUGCCGUCUUGCAACCUUUGGGUCAGUGGGAUUAAUUCCUCCACCAGGGCCAAUGAUUUGAAAGCUCUCUUCAACAAACAUGUCAAGGUGGUGGCUGCUAAGAUUAUGACCAAUGCCAGGAGUCCUGACAGCAGCUGUUUUGGGUACAUCAUAUUGUCAUCAAUAGAGGAUGCCAAGAAGUGCAUAGCAAGUCUGAACAACACCAAACUGAAUGGGAAUACUAUCAGUUUAACAUUUGAUAAGCCAAAAGUUGAACUUCCGAAGUCACAGUUAUCAAACUCCAGUGAGACUGCUGUAGAAAAACCAAAAGAAGCUGUUAAAAAAACUGUAUCCAAAACUUCAAGUAAUACUAUAAAAGUAAACAAAACACAAGGCAGAACCAUUACCAAGACAAAGGUCACUGAUGUCAAAGGUCAGACACAGAAACCCGAAAAUUGUCAAACCGACAAGAAAUCCGGUGACAUGAGGCCCCGACCAACACAGAAAACCAGAGACAACAAGAGAGAUAAACCUGCAGCAGCAGGAAAACCUGAAUCAGAGAAAAAGAAGGAGGUCAAAGGAUCCAAAAUUAUCUCCCUGAGAAGCAAAACAAAUGAGAAAGGGUCCAAGAUUAUCUCCCCGAAAAGCAAAACAAAUGACAGAGGAUCCAAGAUUAUUUCCCUUAAGAGCAAAAGCAACGAAAAAGGAUCUAAGAUUAUCUCCCUUAAGAGCAAAAGCAACGAGAAAGGAUCUAAGAUUAUCUCCCUUAAGAGCAAAAGCACUGACAAGGCUGGUGAGGGUCGGAUAUCUUCCAGGGACCGCAGUGUAAGCAGUAAGGACCAGGGAGACAAACCCCGUAGGGUAAUUCAUCUGAACUGGAAGCCUGGGGGUGGGGAAGGCAGGGGCUGGCAGUCUAGCUCGGGCUGGAUGAGGAACCACAGGAUUGGCUACUUCAAGUCUCGCAGUGCAAUGUCUCACUCUUACGAUCAGCAGCGUAACAGAUUGUCUCCUUUUCGCACCACUCAAGUUGUCGACAAAAGUUGGAGACUAAAGGAUCUUCACAUCAAACAACGGGCCGAGGCAUACAAGCUAGAACAAGAGAGAGAUGAAAUCAGGAAAGCAACAGAAGAAAUGGAGUGGAGGAAGCAACAGGAGCAGAUUCGUCUGGAACAACUGGAUCUGGAGCGGCGGGAGAGAGAGUGGGAGGAACAGCAGCUUCUGGAACAGAUCAGAAGAGAGGAAGAGGAAAGACUUAGAUUUGAAGAGGAACAGAGGAUUGUAGUAUUUGAGGAAGAGCAAAGGCGUUUAGUUGCGGAAGAAAUGAGGAUCAGGGAAGAAGAAAGAAUGAGGUUCAUAGAGCCAGUAUACAAUGAGCAAGACAGGUUUGUUGAUAACAGAUGGUCUCCUCAGGAUGGAGACAGGUUUAGGGAACCAGGGAAUUCCCCAGAUGACAGGCCUCGGGGCCAGCAUAGAGAUAAGGGGAGAGGAUAUCAGGCACAUCAUGAAGAUAGGAAGCACAGAGACAGACACAGUGCAGAGCGGUAUGAAGCCAGGAAGAAAGAAGAGCGAGAACGGGAAAAGCAAAGGAAAGAAAGAGAACGUCAGGAAAGGGAAAGAAGAGAUAGAGAGAAAAGGGAGAAGGAAAGACAAGAGCAGCUAGAGAGGGAGAGACAAGAAAGAGAGCGUAAGGAACAGGAGCGUCGGGAGAGAGAAAGACUGGAUCAGGAGAGGCGGGAGAGGGAACGACUGGAGCGGGAAAUGAAAGAACAAGAGAGGCGAGACCGGGAAAAGCUAGAAAAGGAGCGACAGGAAAGGCUCAGGCUGGAGAAGGAGAAGGAGGCUCAGGAAAAAGAAAAACUCGAACUGGCAGAGCGAGUCAAACAACUGGAGAGGGAGAAUGAAGAAAUACGAAUAAAAGAAAAUAAAAUCAAAGAAGAAUUGAGACUUGAAAAAGAAGAACAUGACCGAAUUAGGCGGGAAUCCCUGAAGAGAACCUACGAACCCAGAGGUCACCGAGAGGACUACCCAGCCCAAGUCAAGAGACAAAACAUGUCAGAAAACAGAUACAGCUCUCAAUCGGACAGAGGUUAUGAUAACUAUCAAUCCACUGACCACCAACGACGAAACUUCAACCGCACGGACGACCAAAGGGAGGUGUAUCUGGAGCACCGUGAAAUUGCCUACUCCAAAGAUCAGACUGACUAUGAUGAAAGGGAAAGAUACAACAAGUUUGCAGGGGAAAGAACUGUUACUGUGUACAGAAAGUUUGACAAUGAUCAGUAUGAUCGAAUCAGUAACUCUUCAGCCCCAAGUGGGUAUGAACGCAGCAAAAGUGAUUAUAGGCGUGACCAUGAUCGAUAUCAUGAUUCCCUGAAUAAUCACAAUAGAAACCGUGAAGUUCAAAAUCCACAUACAAGUAAAACCAACAGCAAUUACAAUCGUCCAAGAAAUGACAACAAGGGGGAAACAAGAGGGACCUCGUACACAAAAGGUCAUGGUUCAGGUAACAGUCAUGGCUAUGGCAGGGGGAUGGAAUCCAGCAGCAACCAUGGAUACAGCAAAGGCAUAGAUCAAGGUCGUAGUCACGAUAGAAAUAAAGGUCGUGGAAAAAAAGACUAUGUUGACUACAAGUCUUCUAGUAAACGAGACUCUUACAAAUCACCAGAGGUUUCAAAUAAAAGUAAAUUGACUACAGAGAGGAAGGAUGUUUCUAAGGGUCGCUCUACGGAUGAUCUGUGGAGGAAUGCUGGGUAUGGGAAGACAACACCCUCCAAUCGAGACCAGGGCGGUUACAGUGGGUCAUCGGGGGACAGGGGACCAGUGGAGGGAAAUUACCCAGGCAGCAACACACAGUCAACCUGGUCACAGAGGGGACGCAACUCUUCGUCCCAUGUUAGAGCAGGAGGUGAUUAUCAACCAAAUCAACCUGCACUUUCCAUGAAAACUGACAGCAAAGGUCCUGGGGCUUGGGGUAAUGGGACAGGCUAUUCAGUUCAGGGUGCUUCCAUGCCACAGACGAGAAUGAGCACUUCAUUUGGCAGCGGCAAUGAGAGAAUGAAUCCAGGCAAUGUUCAAGACAUGCCAGUGCAGCAAUCAGUGAUGUUUCAAGAUGGUCGGCUGAGUAAUCCCUCUGUAAGCAUGCCUUACCCCAUGAUGUCCGUUCCCCAGAGAAAUUCUGGACCCAGCAUGAUGCCACAUCCAAAUCCAAACAUCAUUCCUCAGCCGCAGCCCUCAGUGGGCAUGGUGCCUCAUCCCCAGGAACAGGGGGUUCAACCAGGCUUUGUUAAUGUGACUUAUAAGUAUUACACACCAGGGAGACCAUUUUGAUGAGUUUCCCAUCGUUCUGAAAUAGCAGCUAUGAUAAUUACUUUUGUGUUUGGAUGAUUUGCAAAGGAUGUACAAUUGAUUGAACAAUUGAAUUAUUUUAAUCAAAAUAUUAAUUUGAAUUAUUUUAUUGUGUUAAUUAUUAAUAAAAGGAAAGGAAUCCUAA